UGUCAGAGCUGAUCAGUGCAGCAGCUGCAGCCACCCAGCUCCACCUCAGAGCCUCCAUCACCAACACAGCAGCUUUGCAAACCUCAACCUCACUAAUCACGCUGCUGUGAACUUUAACCUUUCACCUGCUAACUGAGGCCCGACAGUCUGAGAAGGAGCUUGUGGGUUUUGACGGUCUGACUUCGAGUCUGGAGGAGAUGCACUGCUCACUGCUGCCCCUGCUGGUCAGUCUGAGUCCUGCUAUUCUGUUCCUGUUGCCUGGCAUCAUUGUGACACAGGAAGGACUCUGGGAGGACUACAAAUAUGGCCACGGUGACCUGGACAACCACAACUUCUGCACCUGGAAGUGCCUCCUGUUCACGCUGCAAUGGCCGGGCACGUUCUGUCAGUCUCUGAACAACGUGAGUCUCUGCAGGAUUCCUCCGACCGUCAACAACUGGACCAUCCACGGCCUUUGGCCUCUCCACACGAAGAACCGCUGCGACUGCUGGCCGAUGUUCCCCUCUGACGUCCAGGAGCUGAAGGCGGAGCUGACUGAACUCUGGCCGUCAUUUGUGAGAUUCAAGUCCAACUUCCACUUCUGGAGGGAAGAGUGGAGGAAACACGGAGCGUGCGCGGCGUGCGUGGAAGGAAUGAACUCUCCGCUCAGAUACUUCCAGGUCUGCAUCAAACUGCGAGCACAGUUCUACAUCCACAGCCUGCUGGAGGACGCCGGCAUCACUCCGUCCUGUGAGCGACCCUACAAGGUGGAGGAGGUGCAAAGCGUCUUGGCUCCACACGUUGGGGACAAACUGGAGAUCCAGUGCAUCACGGAUGAGCAGGACAGAGAGCUGUGGUUUCAGCUGAAGAUCCGCCUGAAUCGGAAUCUCACCGUAGGCUGCGAUCUCUGCACCGAUGCUGAAGACUCCCUGAAAGCCCAGCCCGGCUCACGGCCGGUACCCUCCCCGGGGCACCCCUGUCCUGACCAGGUGCCCUUCUACUACUUCCCCAUAAACCACGAGCGGCCACAGCGGCCCUGCGGUUAACGCCACCACCAUCACAGGUGGAGCCUGAGUAGCAGCGGGUUUACCCCAGAUACUUCAAGAAAUGUGUCUGAAGAGCUUAAAUGUGGAAAAAAAAUAAAGUGAUUUUUACAGUU
This is a messenger RNA of Oreochromis aureus, 1138 nucleotides long. It is a transcript of the gene rnaset2l, whose product is annotated as ribonuclease T2, like. Gene Ontology annotation, biological process: RNA catabolic process. The record is from RefSeq and is a predicted model, not a curated record. Lineage: Eukaryota; Metazoa; Chordata; Actinopteri; Cichliformes; Cichlidae. Gene Ontology annotation, molecular function: ribonuclease T2 activity; RNA binding. Gene Ontology annotation, cellular component: extracellular region. The transcript has 10 exons. Bases 198 to 1025 code for a protein of 275 amino acids.